AAGCAUUUAUCUCUUUAUCGUGCAGUAAACUAAUUUUUACAUUAGUCAGAGACAAGGUUAUUAGCGAAAAAGAGUGAACGAGAAGUCGUGCGUAACCUAAUAAGGUCAAGUCUUAGUAAUGCAAAAAUUUACAGAAAGAAAUACAAUGGCUCAAAGCGCUCCUCUAAUUUUGCGUUUACUGGCAUCUUCCGUAACCGCGGCCAAUAGGGCGGGAAAAAUAAUACGGGAUAUAAUGGCCAGGGGAGACUUGGGGAUUGUCGAUAAGGGCAUUAAUGAUCUUCAAACUGAAGCAGACAGAUCUGCACAACGCUGUAUCGUGGCUUCUUUAUCUCAGCAAUAUCCAGAUUUGACCAUAAUUGGGGAAGAAGGAGCAAAUAAUUCUGAAGUGCCAAGCGACUGGAUUGUAACAGACUAUGACAAAGUGGUAAUCUCAAAACAGUGCCCCCCGGAAUAUUCCACCGUAACAAGUGAGGAUAUUGUGGUCUGGGUGGACCCCCUUGAUGGCACAUCAGAGUACACCCAGGGGCUCUUGGAACAUGUCACAGUAUUAGUAGGUUUGUCGGUGAAAGGCAAAGCCAUAGCUGGUGUCAUACACCAGCCCUACUACAAUUACAAAAGCGGCAACUCAAUAGGGCGCACAAUUUGGGGGCUCGUGGGCAUGGGGGUCGGGGGCUUUGACCCCCAAGGGGCGCCCCCUGGCAAACUUAUUCUCACUACGACCAGGUCACACUCUGAUGGUACAGUCCAGAAAGCCCUCGAGGCUCUAAAUCCAGACGAAAUUAUCAAAGUUGGAGGUGCAGGCCAUAAAGUGUUGUUACUGAUCGAGGGCAAAGCCCACGCGUAUGUCUUUGCAAGCAAAGGCUGCAAAAAAUGGGACACUUGCGCCCCCGAAGCAGUGCUAGUGGCUACUGGGGGUAAACUAACAGAUAUGCACGGGAACGCUUAUAACUAUGGCAAAGAUGUUCAGCACCCUAACACAGGGGGGGUGUUUGCGACCGUGAGUGGUUUGGACCAUGAAGGUUUGUUAGCGAAAAUUCCACAAGAAGUUAAAGACAAACUCAAGUGAUGUCUUUCACGCUUUUUAAUUCUUGUCUCCUAAUCAUUUGAUGUAUUUAUGUUACAAAAUGGGCAAUAAAGAGAAUCAGCAAAAA
This is a messenger RNA of Tribolium castaneum (red flour beetle), 1151 nucleotides long. RefSeq lists its product as uncharacterized. Lineage: Eukaryota; Metazoa; Arthropoda; Insecta; Coleoptera; Tenebrionidae. Gene Ontology annotation, molecular function: 3'(2'),5'-bisphosphate nucleotidase activity. Bases 119 to 1066 code for a protein of 315 amino acids. Gene Ontology annotation, biological process: phosphatidylinositol phosphate biosynthetic process. The transcript has 6 exons. The record is from RefSeq and is a predicted model, not a curated record.